UGCCAACCUGCAUGAUGAGUGCAUCCUACGAUGUGUCGACUGCCAUAGGCUACGGACUGGGCAUAUUCACCGAUUCAUGUCAUGCUCAAAAAAUCCGCCUGCAUACUCGUUAGCCAGUCAGUAGGUACAUGUCCGGCAUACAGGUACAGCAACGUGAGAGAUGCAGCGACAAAAUUAACAGUCCAAGUCACAACUGGACGGGCUGUUGAGCAUCGGUGCUAGGAAGAGAUCCCCUGCCGCGACCACUUCUGGUACAAUAGCACAACUGUCAAAUGGACAACGAUAUUUGACCCGUCUUCCUAGAGGCGGCGUGCCAGUGCGAGGUGGCUUGUUCUGGAUCGUCCGAGCCGCUCUGGGUGAGCGCUCAAACACAUUACGCCACAGUACAUUUUAGCGAACGGUAUGAUCUGAUCAUUGCAUCAUUCUCACUCGGAGCACCGUGUUUGCUUUGGGGAAUAGCCAGAGCCAGAACAUAAAAUCUAACAUAGAUGAGAGCAGGACCUGUGGAAGCCAGUUUACUUCACAAUACGACUUUGCGGCUGAGUUUCUAGCCUUCAGUCACACAGGCUGUGUAAGAAUCUGGAAAUCUCCUCCUUGGCUGCGAUUCUCUGCUCAUACAUUCACUAUGAGGCAGAACAGGAGUAUAACCCAGAUAUGGUCGAGGCAAGCGCAGGUCCUAUGCCAUGUUGUGUCCUGGUUUGCGUGCGUUCGCUAUGCAGCAGGAGCAAGUUAUGGCGGUUGGGUCUGCACCAACACGAUUCUGAAUGUGAUCGUAAGCCAGGGAUCGUUCACGACUCAGCAAUACGCUCCAUUCGUAUCACCGGCCGACAGCGUCACUGAAUGCUCGCAGCACAUCGAAUCCUACGAACACAGUAUCCAGUGCACGUACGAGUUUCACGCACCAGCCGGCCACCACAUCUACGUGGAGUUUCCCACCUUAGCACUGGAUAGCAAUUGUGCGUCGGACUACGUGGAGCUGCAUCUGCACGGGAAUGAUGUACGACGGAUAUGCGGUACUGGAUCGGCCAGGCAGAGCGCAUUCACCUACAUUGCCGACAUCUUUCAAACCAACUACGCUAAAGUCACCUUCACGACGAAUUCGGAGUUCCGUUGUGAAGGCUUCAAGGCGUACUUCUUCCCCUAUGUGCCUUGGUUCGGACGCCGGCGAAGGCGACAAGUGCGAGGACGUGGAAUUUCACGGCAUCGUAGGUCCAUCGAGACGGACAUUACAGCAGUGCGAGAUGCUCUUGACUCAAAAAUUGCACCAAUCCGAACACUGGCCCAGACGCUUAUCAACUCGAAGAGUCACUGCAGCAUAUGCAACACCGAUGGUGUGGCGGCCUGCUCUUGCUCGCCGACUGGGCUCCUGAGCAGCAUACGCUUCACCACCUACAAGUACUUCCGUAGCGGAUAUAACAGCCUGGGACUCACAUCGUUCGGCAUUUAUGCUGGUGGCUAUGGUGGCGGGAGCGACGAUGGAGACGGUAACGGCGGAGGCGGCGGCGAAUCGAACAACUUUUGCAUUUGCAGGUCCUGAUACGAACAGCGGCCGCGCAGCCGAAAUGCCAGUUGAAACCUAACAAUUACUUUGUGAUUAACAAAUACAGUGAGCAAUGUACAUUUCUUCAGCUCACCUGCUACCUUCGACACCAAUUGUAAACAUUGAGGAAUCGAAACUAUUUUGUCAGUAAGGACAGAUUAGAAGAGAUUCUUGUCUUUCCAACUCCUUUUAUCUUAUUUUACCCUCCAUCAUAAACCUGACGACGGGUUAUGAAGAGCAGAGAUGACGAAUGGUAGACGCAGCACAAGGUGGCUCUGUCCGUGGCGCAGAUCCAACUCUUGCUCCGGUAUUCCAUCCAGAGUGAGCCACCAAUUUGAAUGUACACAAUCCUUGAACAAUAUCCAUGGACGUGUUUGAUCUAGUCCUGUCUUUCACAUCUCAUUUAAAAAUUAUUUUCCUUUUGUCUCAUUUUCACUACAGGGAGGCUGAAGUGUCCUAACCUGUCAAUAUAAACUACACAAUAGCGGGAAUUCAGAAAUUGUGAAUCCUUCAUGCACACUUUACAUCUUUCAAAGCAUUCGUCUAGGGAUUGAGUUGAAUCUUAUACACAAGCUAGUUACAUCUGCCUUGAGUUUCUUUGCUUUUGGACUUUUUCAAAUUUUAAUUUUGAUUUCAUCGUCGAGUUUCAUCCCUUGUAUCUUUGGUGUUCGUCCUUCUUUCCAUGUCGUGUUGUUUGAAUACACCCGUUUUGACACAUA
This is a messenger RNA of Sycon ciliatum, 2259 nucleotides long. RefSeq lists its product as uncharacterized. The record is from RefSeq and is a predicted model, not a curated record. The coding region runs from base 626 to 1537 and encodes 303 amino acids. The transcript has 4 exons. Lineage: Eukaryota; Metazoa; Porifera; Calcarea; Leucosolenida; Sycettidae.